Molecule: messenger RNA, 717 nt
Organism: Colletotrichum paranaense
Lineage: Eukaryota; Fungi; Ascomycota; Sordariomycetes; Glomerellales; Glomerellaceae
Exons: 2
Coding region: 1-717 (238 amino acids)
Source: RefSeq, a predicted model, not a curated record
AUGUACGGAUACGUACCUGCGUACCGACAGACCAAUGCUAAGGUCGGGGAAUGCUACUCACGGCUACACACAAAGUACGCGCAACUCUGGGUAUCGAUACGUCUCCACGACCUGCAUGAUACAGAUGGAUCCACUCUGUACCUCUGUACCCGCUCCCGCAGUCAUCACUCUCGCACCAAAGACCGGGCAAGGGCCCGGCGACCUCACACCUCACCACAGGCUUGCCAACGCCGCAGAAUCCAACCGCACGCCCCCGUCCAUCUCACCACCCGUUGCCUUCUAUCAGAUCGUCACCGUACUUUUGCUGCGGUUUUUGCUCUUCGUUCAGUUUCUUCAAUCGGUCCCAAGGGUCUAGCCCCGAACUCAGUCAAAGCAAGUCAUAGUUUUACUCAUUCGCGUCCGCAGAGGUGCGCGCGAGUGUAUGUGCGUGACGGAGGGAGGGAAAAGAGACGACAGAUUCCAUCGAUUGAGUGCGGCACCUUCAAGGUAAGGUUGUCAAGGAAAUAUCCCACAAGAGGAGAAAGAGACACAGAAACAGAUGGGGAGUGGGAAAGAAAGCGAAAGUGUGAGUGGACGAUGCCCAAGACCUGCAUGAGGCGACGUCUGUCCCUCCGCACGCGCGCCCUCUUUCUCUGUCUCUGUCUCUCUCUCUCUCGCGCGCGCGCGCUCUCUCUCUCUCUCUUCCUAUGGUCUCCGUCGUCUCCUGUCCCUGUCUAA